Sinocyclocheilus grahami is the source of this 1569-nucleotide messenger RNA. RefSeq names its product synaptic vesicular amine transporter-like. Gene Ontology annotation, molecular function: serotonin:sodium:chloride symporter activity; xenobiotic transmembrane transporter activity. NCBI's taxonomy places the organism in Eukaryota, Metazoa, Chordata, Actinopteri, Cypriniformes, Cyprinidae. The record is from RefSeq and is a predicted model, not a curated record. The transcript is spliced from 16 exons. Gene Ontology annotation, biological process: xenobiotic transport; transmembrane transport; aminergic neurotransmitter loading into synaptic vesicle. The annotation marks the transcript as partial. Gene Ontology annotation, cellular component: terminal bouton; synaptic vesicle membrane.
CGCUCCGCAUCCAGCGUGCCUUUCACCCAGCGGCAUCUGACGGCAAAGCUCAAUGCAAAUGUGCUUAUAAGGAUUUUUUUUUCACUCGCUCUCUGGCAUUUGGAUUUGGAUAAAAUGGGAUUAUUUGAUGCUCUUAGAGAUUUUAGUUUAUUAACAUGGCUAAGAGAAGAAAAACAGUCUCGGAGGCUGAUUCUGUUGAUCGUUUUCAUUGCGUUGCUGUUGGACAACAUGCUGUUGACGGUGGUCGUGCCUAUUAUUCCAAGCUACCUGUACUCAGUGGACGAUGAGGCUGCUCAGUCGGUCCGGAAUCACUCCAUGUCCCCUCUGUCCCCAUCUGGCACCUUUCAGAGCAUUGUGUCUCUGUACGAUAACACAACACGCCUGACCGGCUUCAGCCCACAGAUGAGCACGGCUGGCCCAAUGACCCCAGCGCCUACUUCUGUGAUGCCCUCUCAAAAUAAGUCUGACUGCCCCAAAGCAGAUGACCAGCUUCUGAAUGAGAACGUGAAAGUGGGUCUGUUGUUUGCCUCUAAAGCAACAGUACAGCUAAUUACUAACCCCUUUAUAGGGCCCCUAACCAACAGAAUAGGAUACCAGAUCCCGAUGUUUGCUGGUUUCUGCAUCAUGUUUGUGUCAACCAUAAUGUUUGCAUUUUCAUCGAGCUAUACGUUGCUGUUUUUGGCCAGAUCUCUACAAGGUGUCGGCUCCUCCUGUUCUUCUGUGGCAGGUAUGGGGAUGCUGGCAAGUGUUUACACAGAUGAUGAGGAAAGAGGAAAUGCUAUAGGAAUUGCCCUGGGAGGACUAGCCAUGGGAGUUUUGGUUGGCCCUCCGUUUGGAAGUGUCAUGUAUGAGUUUGUUGGUAAGACGGCUCCUUUCCUUAUCCUGGCAGUGCUGGCGGUGCUUGAUGGAGCUCUGCAGCUAUUUGUGCUUCAGCCUUCUAAGGUUGAUCCAGAGAGCCAAAAAGGAUCAUCACUAAUUACCCUCAUGAAGGAUCCAUACAUCCUCAUUGCAGCAGGUUCCAUUUGUUUUGCUAACAUGGCCAUUGCUAUGCUGGAGCCAGCUCUGCCCAUCUGGAUGAUGGAGACAAUGUGUCCCAGGACAUGGCAGCUAGGGGCUGCGUUCCUGCCAGCCAGCAUCUCAUAUCUAAUAGGGACCAACAUCUUUGCCGUUUUGGCUCACAAAAUGGGGAGAUGGCUGUGCUCACUUAUAGGGAUGCUUCUGGUUGGAAUCAGCAUUCUCUGUGUGCCUCUUGCAAAAGACAUAUACGGACUCAUUGUGCCAAACUUUGGAGUUGGAUUUGCAAUAGGUAUGGUGGACUCCUCCAUGAUGCCUAUCAUGGGUUACCUAGUAGAUCUGAGGCAUGUAUCUGUGUACGGUAGUGUGUAUGCCAUUGCUGAUGUUGCCUUCUGCAUGGGCUUUGCAAUAGGUCCAUCGGCAGGCGGGGCGAUUGCAAAGAGCAUCGGCUUUCCCUGGCUCAUGACCAUCAUUGGUGUAAUAGACAUCCUGUUUGCUCCUCUCUGUUUCUUCCUGCGAAAUCCUCCCGCCAAUGAGGAAAAGAUGGCCAUUUUG